GGUGUUCUGCUGGCUGAUCCAGUUUCAGUUUGUUACUUUGUUCUUUUGUUGACAGAGACAGACACAGACGACGACAGGACAGACAGUUUGUUUAUCAUAUCACUGACAACACUGACAGACUUGCUGCAAAUUUCUAAGUAAUGUUUGACCCUUUGAAUUAAUUGAGCUGUUUGAUUUAUUAGUUGGAUCAUCAUAGCCUAAUAUACUUCAAUGUUUGGGGACUAAGCUAUUAUUAUGUCCAUGUCAUGAAGAAAUAAUGUUCUAAAGUAACGUAACUUUUACCUAAUGCAAAACGUGUACAGUGAGUUAUAUUUUGAAAUUCAAAAACCAUAUUCUUACAAUUUGCAAAUUUUGUUGGAAAGUAACUUACAAGUUAAUAUACAGAUUUAUUUUUGUUUAAACUAAAAAGAGUGCGCCUGACAAUGUCUGCAAAAAGCAACAAAAGCAGUCUUACAUUGUGCGAGGAGAUUGAAAAUGUCCGAGUUGUGAUUCGUGUGAGGCCUCUAAGCAGAGACGAAUUAGAGAAUGGAUUCAACAGUGUUAUAUCAGUAAACCCUGUCACUGGAACAAUAGCCGUAACUAAUCCGCAAGCUCCUCCACAAGAACCUCCUAAAACCUUUACGUUUGAUAUUGUUUUUGACACAGAUUCAAAGCAGUUAGAUGUGUACAAUGAAACAGCUCGGCCCAUUGUGGACAAAGUGCUCGCCGGUUACAACGGGACGAUACUUGCUUACGGACAGACCGGCACGGGCAAAACAUUCACCAUGGAGGGCGUACGGUCCGAACCUGAACUCAAGGGGAUCAUCCCUAACUCGUUUGCCCACAUAUUCGGGCACAUUGCCAAAGCGAAUGAAGAUACCAAGUUCCUGGUGCGAGUGUCUUACUUUGAGAUUUACAACGAGGAGAUUCGUGACUUGUUGACCAAGAGCUCAGCUAAGCUGGAGGUGAAGGAGAGGCCAGACGUGGGAGUGUUUGUCAAAGACUUGUCCACCUACAUUGUCAACAACGCUGACGACAUGGACCGCAUAAUGACGCUCGGCAACAAAAACAGGGUGGUGGCUGCGACGGCGAUGAACGUAGAAAGUUCUCGAUCACACGCAAUAUUCUCCAUCACUGUAGAGACCAGUGUUGUUCGAGAAGACAAGCAACAACAUGUCAAGAUGGGGAGACUUCACCUGGUCGAUCUGGCUGGUUCUGAGAGACAGAGCAAGACAGGGGCAACAGGUCAAAGGUUAGCUGAAGCCACCAAGAUCAACCUUUCACUGUCUACACUGGGCAACGUUAUCUCCGCCCUGGUGGACGGCAAGUGUACCCACAUACCUUACAGGAACUCCAAACUGACCAGGAUCCUCCAGGACUCGCUGGGUGGCAACUCCAAAACAGUCAUGGUGGCAGCAGUGGGGCCGGCCAACUACAACUACGAUGAGACCAUCAGCACACUCAGGUACGCCAACCGCGCCAAGAACAUCUGCAACAGAGCUCGUAUAAACGAGGACCCCAAGGACGCAUUGCUGAGGCAACUGCAGCUGGAAAUAGAGGUGCUGAGGCAGCAACUAGAGGACGGGGUGGCUCCGGCUGAAGGCAGUGGCUCGGAUGGUGAGGGUGAGGACAGUGAAGGUGACAGACUACACAGGGUAGAGCCACUUACCAUGGAUGCCUUGGAGGGGGUGCAGGAAGGGGGAGGUGACGAAUCUAGUCACCCGGACACUCCUGUGGCAGCGUCAGAAGUCAAUGUCCUGAAAGAAAAGCUGGAAAACCUUCAGAAGAAGAUACUGGUCGGAGGAGAAAAUCUACUAGAGAAGGCUGAAGAACAGGAGAAGCUAUUGGAAGCAUCAGCUCAAGAACUGGAGCAGAGGAUGAGUAGGGAGGAACAAUUGCAAAGGGAGCUGGAGAGAAAAGAGGCUGAACGGAUCAACAUAGAAGAGAGGUACUCAUCACUGCAGGAAGAGGCUGCCGGUCUGACUAGGAAGCUGAAGAAGGUGACAGCUCUGCUGAUGUCUGCCAAGGAGGAACUGAAGGACGUGACUGGAGAAAACCAGCGAGAAAUGGAGGGACUGUUGGACAAUGUUAGACAACUUACCAAAGAACUGGCUUUACAGGAGACCAUAGAGAAGGUGUUCAUACCCGACCAAUACAGGGAGAUGAUUGAGCGACACGCACACUGGAAUGAAGACAUCGGAGAGUGGCAACUCAAGUGUGUGGCGUACACAGGCAACAACAUGCGCAAGACACUCGGCCCACUCAGUCCCAAGGAUAAGAAGGAGAUCCCAGUUCCAGACUUGUCCAAGGUGUAUUUAUCUUACAACAAUGAGAGGUUGACUACAGCUGCAAAGACUAGAGCAAAAUCAUCAAGGGCAACAGCUGAUCACUAACGAAAAACAGCUGAUCACUAACAAAAACAGCUGAUAACUGACAAUGUUCUAGUCCAAAUAGUUACAUUCCAGUCUUAAGGCUGAUUAAAAGAAAUGAUUUGAUUUAUUCCAUAAUAUUUACAAAAUGUAUUUUGUAGUUGAAGAAUUCUCACGUUUGUGUAACGCUUCACUGUUUACCAUUAAGUAUUGCCAAAGUUGAGUUUUUUUUGUUAAUUAGUCAAUAAGAAAUUCUUAUUUGUUAUCAUUCAAUGGUGCUUUAUUUUGUUGUUGAACAAUUGGUUUGUUUAUUUUCAACAAUUUUGUAGCAAUAUGUUUUAUUACGGGAUAACUACUACCUUAGUGUACUGAUAUUAUGAUUAAUUUAAUUAUUAUUUUUUUAUUAAUUAGUUAUUAGUUUUACUCUUAGUAAACACGUAACAUUCUAAUCUACCAUUCCUACUUUAUUACUUGUGUAGGUAAAUAUGUUUUGACUUUUGGCUAAUAAUUCUCUGUUGAUGCAUAGUAUGUACACCUACGAUGUUUAAUUCUAAACUUUCAGUUCUAUUUUUGAUGGUUUCUUAACCUUUUUAUAUCUUCUUUUUAUUUCAUUUUACUGAAAUCCAGGAUUAUGUUUCUAUAAGGCUAUUCUGCCUUCAGGUAUCAAAUGAUUUUCCUCCUAUUUUAAAUUGGUUUGAAUUUAGGAAAUUUCCAUUCCUUAAAUACUUUUAUAAAAACCAAUUAUGCCCACUUUCAAUUUCAUGUAUUUUUUAUGGUUCUGUUUAAAUUGUACUAAGCAGCAUCAGUAUUUUGUGCUCUUAUACUCCAUUCACAAAAAAAUAGCCAGUUUGAGGGGAAGUCCCCCCACUCCUAUUUUUGCUUAAUACAAUAAUAUUGCAGCUGAUUGAUGUUUUUUGCAAACCUCAGCUGUUGGGCUAUUAUUUUAAAGGUAGGAUCAAGUGGAGGGGAUAGAUUUUCUCCAUUAAAUCCGCCUAAAUUUUGUGAAAAGAGAAUAAUAAAAAUAUUAUUGACUGAUUUAUAUUGUGUUGUUUGCAAAGAAAUUUGUUGUAUUAUGGUGCAUUUAGUUACACAUUUUGUUGAUUACAUAUUAUUUAUAUCUCUGUGAUAAGUUAUUUCUAUUGUUUUUAUAUAUUACCAAUUUGUUUGGUAAAUAAACCAUU
Molecule: messenger RNA, 3529 nt
Organism: Macrosteles quadrilineatus (aster leafhopper)
Lineage: Eukaryota; Metazoa; Arthropoda; Insecta; Hemiptera; Cicadellidae
Product: kinesin-like protein KIF3A
Exons: 12
Coding region: 423-2372 (649 amino acids)
Biological process (GO): microtubule-based movement
Molecular function (GO): microtubule binding; ATP binding; microtubule motor activity
Source: RefSeq, a predicted model, not a curated record